Molecule: messenger RNA, 7203 nt
Organism: Eublepharis macularius
Lineage: Eukaryota; Metazoa; Chordata; Lepidosauria; Squamata; Eublepharidae
Gene: TWNK
Product: twinkle mtDNA helicase
Exons: 5
Coding region: 151-2196 (681 amino acids)
Biological process (GO): mitochondrial DNA replication
Cellular component (GO): mitochondrion
Molecular function (GO): ATP binding; 5'-3' DNA helicase activity; single-stranded DNA binding
Source: RefSeq, a predicted model, not a curated record
CGGGAGAGUGUUCAGUAAAGGAGGAGAAAGGAAUGGCUGGGAAAGUGGGAUGGAGCUAUGUCAGGCUGUGGUGGCUGUGGGAGCUAUUCAUUAGAAACUGCUUGUAUGUCAAGGUGGUGGGCUCAGCUUGUAUAGCAUAUUGAAAAAAAUAUGCAAAGCAUGCACCUUUCUGCCUCUUGUGUAGAAGAAAUGUGGUUCCCUGUGUAUUCCUUGCGCAUUCUUUCUAAUUGUUGGUCUUUGGGAGGUAGAUGGGUCCUGGCAAGCAGCCGUACUUGCAGACACUACAAGAAGGAAAUGCUUCCAUCCCCAGAAGGACCCAUCCCACCUGUGUCAGUCACAGAGAUACGACAGUACUUGAGGGCGCAAAAUAUCCCUUUUCAUGAUGGCUACAGUUGUCUUCACGCACCCAGCAUUUUUGUGGAGGAGAAGCAGCAAGUUCGACAUAGCUACAGCCUGUUUAUUGACAAAACCACAGGUCGCUUUGUCUGCACAGCCACACUGGUUGAGGGUAACUGGCAAGACUUCCAGGCCAGUGUUGAGUUAAAACACAAUGGUGUGGCUCUCAGUGAACUACUGAAGACUGAUGAGCAAAAGGAUAAAGCUGGGGAGGAUGCCAACCACAUUUGGGAGAGAGCUUUGCCUCUCUGGGAACUGCUAGAUAAACAGGAGACACAGGAAGCCAAGGCGGCAUUUGGCAUUUCCAUUGUGUCUGAUACCACACUGAAGCGUUUUGGGGUGCGUUAUCUGCGGACAGCUCGGGCCUUGGUCUUCCCAUGGUUCAGCCCCCGGGGCACUAGUCUAAAAGGCUUAAAGCUUCUGGGGAUUGAAUGCAAAGGAGAGAUGGUAUGCCAUGUGGAAAACACUCUGCCCCGGCCAGGAGCUUAUUACAAUCUCUUUGGACUGCCGUUGAUUAGCCGGAGAGAUACAGAAGUGGUCCUGACUGGACGGGAGCUGGAUGCCUUAGCGCUACACCAGGCAACUGGACUACCAACUCUGGCCUUGCCCCGAGGGAUUUCCUGCCUCCCCCCAGCCCUUCUUCCCUACUUGGAACAGUUUAAAAGGAUUACACUUUGGCUGGGGGAGGAUCUCCGAGCUUGGGAGGCUGCCAAGCUCUUUGCCCGCAAACUGAAUCCUAAACGAUGUUCUUUGGUGCGUCCUAGUGACCAGCAACUCCGUCCCCUAGAAGCUUUCUCCCGUGGUUUAAGCCUCACCAAGAUUUUGCGUGCUGCCCUGCCUGCUGGCCAUAAGUCCAUAAUUUCAUUUCGCCAACUGCGUGAAGAGGUGUUUGGAGAGCUGGCCAAUGUGGAACAGGUGGCUGGGGUCAAAUGGGCUCGUUUUCCAGAAAUGAACAAACUCCUGAAGGGCCACCGAAAAGGGGAGCUCACAGUCUUCACAGGCCCAACAGGCAGUGGGAAGACAACUUUCAUCAGUGAAUAUGCCUUGGAUCUCUGUAUGCAGGGGGUGAAUACUUUGUGGGGCAGCUUUGAGAUCAACAAUGUGCGCUUGGCCAAGAUCAUGCUUACCCAGUUUGCCAUGGGACACCUGGAGGUGCAGCUGGAAAACUAUGAUGAGUGGGCAGACAAAUUUGAAGAUCUUUCUGUCUACUUCAUGACUUUCCAUGGGCAUCAGAAUAUCAAGACAGUGAUAGACACCAUGCUGCACGCUGUAUAUAUGUAUGACAUUACCCAUGUGAUCAUUGACAACCUCCAGUUCAUGAUGGGCCAGGAGCAGCUCACUGUGGACAGGCUUGCUGUCCAAGACUACAUUGUGGGUGCCUUCCGGAAAUUUGCCACAGACAAUAACUGUCAUGUGACUCUGGUAAUUCACCCUCGGAAGGAAGAUGAAGAGAGAGAGUUACAGACUGCCUCAAUUUUUGGGUCUGCAAAGGCUAGCCAGGAAGCUGACAAUGUGUUGAUCCUGCAGGACAGGAAACUGGUGACAGGCCCAGGCAAGCGCUACCUGCAGGUUUCCAAGAAUCGCUUUGAUGGGGAUGUAGGAAUCUUUCCUCUGGAGUUCAGCAAAACAUCCCUUACUUUUUCUGCCCCCAUCAAAGGCAAAGCAAAGUUGAAAAAGGUUAAAGCUGAAAAUAGUGUUUCCCCUAAGAAUGCUCCAGCAGGUGGUGGUGGAGGUUCAAAGAAGCAGCGGUCCCAGCCACCCAGUACAGAGACUUCCCUAGAUGGACCUGUCAAACCUUGAAGAAGUGAACUAGAAUAGUAUGCAGGAAGAGAUGGAAGCCAGCAAUAUCACUGCCUGCCACCUGAUUUCAGCAGCAAUAAUCUGUCUCUACUAAGCCAAGAUAGGCUGAUUUUAUGGCCCCUUUGCCAACUGUUUUUCUUUGAAGUCAAGUGCUAACCUAUGCACGAAAUCUGUCAUCAGAUGCAGGAAUAGCUCAGUUACCUCUGUUAUCAAGCAAUAAUCUUGAGAUGAGACUUGGGUCCUUUCCCCCAAGAUAAGAUGGGAGAGAGGGAAUGCACAGGCCUUAGAAAAGAGUUUGCAGGAUAGUCAGGUGGGUAUGAAGAACAGCCUGCAUGUUCUAUUUAGGUUGGCCCUUGCUGCUUCUCCAUUUUCUGCUGUUACACUGGAAAACACCACCAAGAGGAGAAUUAACUUCUGCAUUCUGUGUGUGAUUCUUGCAUUAAUGUGUAAACAGGAUAAGAUUUGCAAGCUGAUGUAAUUAAAGAUCCCAGAUGUCAAUUUGGUCCUUGUUUAGGCACACCUGUAUCACAGUGCCACCAGAAAAGUUAUGACAGGAGCUCGAAGAACAGAGAAAGUUAUUUUAAUUUAAUUUAUUGCAUUUCUAGCCUGUCCUCCCCGCGUGUAGGCUCAGGGCAGGUAACAACAUUAAUAAUAUUAGAAUAACAUAAAUACAAAUCAAUAAUAUAAAACAAGAUACAAAAAUUAAAACCAAAUUCAAGUGGCAAUGUGUGACAUUAAUGCACCUCAUCAGGAAUUCAUUAGGGUAGAGAGGGCAGAUUGCAGAUGUCUCAGCUAAACAGCAAACCAAGGCCAUAGCAGAGAGGCCAGUCAAGAAACCCAACCAAGCCUCAACUACUACCAUAGGCCUGGUGGAACAUCUCCAUCUUACAGGCCCAGCGGAACUGUAAGAAGCCCUGCAGGGCCCUAGUCUUGAUGGAGAAGCAAUCCCACCAGGCCACUGCCAGGGCCAAAAAGGCCCUGGCCCUGGUUGAGGCUAGACAAACCUCCUUGAGACCAGGGACCACCAGAAGAUAUUGGUCGGCCAAAUGAAGGGUGCUCUGGGGAACAUAUGGUGAGAGGCGGUCCCAUAGGUAUGUAGAUCCCAGUCCUAGGGCUUUGAACAUCAUAGUCAAAACCUUAAACUUGACUCAGAAUUCAAUUGGUAACCAGUGCAGCUGGCACAGGACAGGUUGUAUAUGCGUCUGAACUGGUGGCCCAGUGAGGAUGCAUCGUGCUGCGUUCUGGACCAACUGUAAUUUCCAGAUCAGCUCUGUGUAGAGCGAGUUACAGUAGUCUAAUAUAGAGAUGACUGUAGCUUGGAUCACUGUAGCCAGGGUGCUACAGUGAGAUAAGAGGAGGUAUAAGAGGAGGUAUUGAGAGAGAUAAGAGGAGGUAUAAGAAGAGUCAGCAGGGCUUAGUCUUAAAUUGACCAUUGCAGUAGCAGAACUGGAACUGAAUCAGUGAGACUGAAUCAUUAGCACAAUGGAGAUCUCCCUGAAAUGCCUUCCCCUUGAGUCUCUGGCUCAGCUUUUUUACUGAUCUAGCCUAGUAUGAAUUCUAGUGAGGUCCGCCUAAAAGAAAAGCCACAUUUCUUGUGGGUCUAAAGAGGAUUUUGAAAAGCUGCUGUCAAGGGAAAUAAACAAAUCCAAACAACAGAGGCUUCCCUGGAAUAUACACUGAAACUGAGCACUUGUAUAUUUAUCCUUGUAUAAAUAUAGUACUUAAAUUUAUACAAGCAUCUCUUCUAUUCCCUUGGUGGUGGUUUUCCACCCUCAGUUUCAGACAAGGGAAAUAAUGCAGUAUUAUGGGGGAGGGGGAAUAUUUUUGAACCUUUAAUGGUUUGUCAAACUUUUAAGUAAAAAGUUUGAAACAACUACCCCAAGUCCCUUCCCCCAAAUUAUAAGCAUUGCAACUUUAAGAAGACCAUAAAUUGGUCCUGUUCCUGUUUGAGGAGAAUAGUGUUGAUAAAAGAUGCAGCAAAUCUGAGAUUCUGACAAAUCUGUCCAGUGAAGAAAAUGCUGCUGUAUGAAAUCUGCUAUCAGCAAUGUUUGUGAUAAAUAGGUAGGCUGUAAGGCUCUGAAAUGCAUCGCUUCAGCCUCUUCAGUUUUAAUGAGAUGUGGAAUUUUUGUAGGUUGAAAUUUAAAGCCAUUAACAUUGACUGAUUUUUGUGUGACCUUCUACCAGGAAGAGAAACUUUCAUCAUUAACUGUAUUUGGAACAAUUACAUGGGGUGCAGAAAGUAGGGUUACUUGGCAUUUUGUUGAAUGUCUGUUUUAUUAAAUUUAAAAAGCUCCAGGUUUAUAUACCAUGUAUGAAUGUUCCUUAUAUUGUCCACAAGAGGUCAGUCUCUGUUAGAUUUUCACUUGCCUGAAUUUGAAAUGAGAGGUUCACUUGCCAUUGUUUCCUUUGAUUUCCAUGCUUACCCACAGUGCCUCCAUGCCCUGCCAAGCUUUUGAUGUUACUGCAGGGUCCAGGUAACAGAACCUGGAGACUGCAGCAGCCAGUUCAUUAGCAUAUAAGUGACUGCUAGUGCUACCAACUUGGUCAUCCAGCCUAAGGUUUUGGUGAUUUCAGCUGUUCCUGAUAAACACUCACCUGCUCUCCUUUUAUAAAAUUGAUAGAGAAGGAGGUUGCAUAACUUCCCAGGGCAUUCUUUUGUCUUUGGGCUAUAAGACUGUGGUUUAGUGGUAGAGCACAGGCUUUGCGUGUAGAAAGUCCAAAGUUCAAUCCUGGCAUUUCCAGGGCCACAGGUAGCAGCUUUUCAGAAAGACCCCUCUGAACCAGAGAUAUUGGAGACCCUGUGCCAGUUCCAGCAAACAGUGCCAAGCUAAAUGAACAGGUGGUCUUGCCUGGGUAUAAGAUGGCUUCAUAUAUUCAUGCACAAUCCUGAUAAGCACACUAAAGAUCAUGUGUCUUGUUCUGGCAUCAACUGUUUUCUCCCCUUCUUUUCUGUGGCAGCAUUUAAACCUUUAAAAACAAACUGAUACAGCUAAUGAGAGAAGUUUUCUUCUUAUGGUCUCUUGGUUCCUCCUGUAAACAAUGCUUUUCAUUGCUAUUUUCUUCUCCCAAGCAGUUUUGGGAUCACAAAAUCAAGCAGAGUUCAAAUGUGGGUCACACGUAAUCGAGCAAAGUUGAAACACGUCACACACAAUUGCAAUGAGAAUUUUUGAGACACAGCAGCUUCAGAAAGCCCCUUUUGUGUGUAUGUAAAGGCUAAAUCAAGGGUUACUUGAGGGUGAUAAAUUAUGUAAUUGCCAAUGUAAAAAAAGAAGAGCAUUGUAGGUGUUGAAUAGCACCUAAAUGUUGACUGAUGAGAUGGCCACCAGGUAUAGCCCAGGUGGGCUAGAUCAGUGCAUUUUGAAUAGACAUUUCAUCUUUAUGCAUUUGUUUUGUUACCUCUUAGACAUCUCUGGGCUUGCCAUGAAUGGGACAUCGCUUGAUAUGUAUGGAGAAAUUUUAAUUUUUUGGGUCCACAAAACCAUUUGUAAAUUGAAUAGAUUCUCCUGAAGUUUGUCUGCUGAUCUGGUUGCUUCAAUAUCAAGGGAUGUGGUUGUGCAGCUUAACCUCAGCUGAGGUCUAUUGGGGCAAAUACUGGAUGUAUUGUUUAACAUAUUUGGAGUCCAAGGACAGUCUGACAACUUGCUGCUUGACUUUUCUAACUGGAAUCAGAUCAUCUGCUGCAUCUCUGGAAUCACUAGUGGAUCCUUUACACCAGGCCUUACUGUCAUGACGGGGAAAUAAGUUGUGGGGUGCUCUAAGUAUUUGAAGUGGCAUAAAACCACUGUUGUAUACACACUUAUCUGUCUCAGGAGACUAUGUUUGGGGGUGGAACCCAGUCAGAAUGUGAUGGGUGAAGAAGAAACUCUCCCCACACCUUUCUGUGUGAAUUGUUUCCCAUGUUCUCUACUACCAUGCAACAAUUCAUGUAUCUCUGUCAUUCCUUAACAAUUUUAGGGCUUAAAAGUUAUUCACUGGCAGGAGCUGACUGAUCCAAAAAGGAGACUUGAUAGAGGCUGAAAGCAGGUUUGGUGAACAGUCCCAUGUGUUCUGUCUCCGGAAGGAAAAGGGAGGAACCUGGCCAACAUCUUUUAUUAAUUUAGCUGCUGGCAACAUUGGGACAAGAUGAAAAGGACUUGGCCACCAUAUGAUGGGAAUUGGAAGCAAGUUUAGGAAUAAGGGCCUGGAGCUGGCUGAGAGCUUGUGUUCAACUGGGUCUGAGGACCAAGUUUGUGCCGUGGACAGGCCUGUUCCUUUGAACAUAACCUAGUCCCCUGAUUUCAAUUAGCCUGAAACUCUUGUAGCAAGAGAGGUGGGAGUCCAAACCUCAAAUUACAACACUGUAUCCAAACGCCCACCAAACUCCAGGCAUGUUUCAAAACUGAACUCUGAUCUGUGGUUUUACUUGGAACUGAGUUUUGAGCCCAUAGUUGAAACUAUCGGAAGCUGAGCUAUGCCUGGCAGCUAUUUCCAUUGCUGCUGCUAGUUGCUGUUGAAGGGAUGUUUCAAUCAGCAGAAUCUCUCUUCCCAAGAAUCCUGGGUGCUGUGGCCAAAGUGAAUCUUUGCAUUUGUAAGGAAAAGGAAUUCUUUGUACAAAUAAUUUGUAUUUGUGUAAAGCUGUGGCAAAUGCUGCUUAUAUCAGGUAAAAUAGUCUAAUCCCAUCUUCAGCUGAAACUCCUGGGGAAAUGAUCAUUGGAAUGAUGAAUCCUCUAGGCCACAGAAUGUGAUAGUCUCUGUUAUAAAAGUGGGUGAGAGAGGGCAAUAAUGGAGAUUCUUGGACAUCUUCAGGGAGGUGUGGGAAUAUCUCCAGAAACUUGAGGUUUGUUCCCAGUAAGGCUUUAAUUCACCAAAACACAUUGCCUUAGCUACUAUCAGUUUGAUCUGUAAACCUGUUAAACUGGAGUACUAGGAGUAAAGUUGUUUAAAUACCUUCGAUUCCAAAGAGAUUUAAGUAUUCCUGCUAACUUUCUUGUUAAUUAGGUGGUUUGUUUCACUGACAAGGGCAGUACU